This is a messenger RNA of Juglans microcarpa x Juglans regia, 1641 nucleotides long. RefSeq names its product cytoplasmic 60S subunit biogenesis factor REI1 homolog 1-like. The coding region runs from base 223 to 1467 and encodes 414 amino acids. The transcript has 5 exons. The record is from RefSeq and is a predicted model, not a curated record. NCBI's taxonomy places the organism in Eukaryota, Viridiplantae, Streptophyta, Magnoliopsida, Fagales, Juglandaceae. Gene Ontology annotation, molecular function: zinc ion binding; nucleic acid binding. Gene Ontology annotation, cellular component: preribosome, large subunit precursor. Gene Ontology annotation, biological process: ribosomal large subunit biogenesis.
UUCCUAUAAUAAAAUGAGAAUAUUGCUACGAGCGUAUACCGAGGCGCUUGCGUCAGCUUCAGGCUUUGAUCUUUCUUCCCCGUUUUACCGACCACGAACCGUCGUUCCUUUCUUUUCUUUCUCCGAUAUAAAGUUGUUUCCUCCUCCACGUUCCAACCUCCCUCAUUCAUUUCCUUCAGCUCUCUUGAUCUUUCUCUGGAAUCUGAGACUGAAUCCUAGAACAUGCGUAGGCUAACCUGCAAUUCCUGCAACCAACAGUUUAAGGACGAGGAGGAGCAAAAGCUCCAUUACAAGUCCGAAUGGCACCGCUAUAAUCUCAAGCGCAAGGUAGCUGGGGUUCCUGGAGUGACUGAAGUAUUGUUUCUAGCUAGAGAAUCCGCACUUGCUCAAGAGAAACGCCAGUCCAGGGAAACUCCAAUGCUCUACAGUUGUGGUCUUUGUGGGAAAGGGUAUAGAAGUUCAAAGGCUCAUGCUCAGCAUCUUAAAUCUCAAACUCACGUCAUGCGGGCUUCUCAAGGAACAAACCGUCAAGAGGAGGAGAAGGCGAUAAUCAAGCCACUUCCCCAUCGUGUUGUGAGUAAGCCACCCCAACGAAGGGAGGUAAACAAUGAAGAAAGUGAAGAAAGCGACGAUGAGUGGGAGGAGGUAGAUCCUGAAGAAGACUUGGUUGGUGAAGCAACAAAGUCCAUAACUGAAUUGAAUGUACAUGAUAUUGCCUCUAACAAUGAUAUAGAUGGUGUUUACGAUGAUGAUGAUGAGCAUGAGGAGUUGGAUCCAUCUUCUUGCUUUAUGUGUGACCUCAAACAUGAUACCAUAGAGAGCUGCAUGGUUCACAUGCACAAGCAGCAUGGGUUCUUCAUUCCUGAUAUUGAGUAUCUAAAGGAUCCAAAAGGGUUUCUUACUUAUCUUGGCCUUAAGGUCAAGAGAGAUUUCAUGUGUCUGUACUGCAAUGACCGCUGUUACCCUUUUAGCAGUUUGGAAGCAGUUAGAAAGCAUAUGGUGGCAAAAAGUCAUUGCAAAGUACAUUAUGGUGAUGGGGAUGAGGAGGACGAGGCUGAGUUAGAUGACUUCUAUGAUUAUAGUAGCAGUUAUGUUGACGAGGAUGGCAAGCAGCUGGUUGUGUCAGGUGAUAUGGACAACACUGUAGAACUUGGGACUGGUGGAGCUGAACUCAUUAUAACAAGAAGAUCUGAUGAGGGUACGUCAACCAAAACAUUUGGUUCCCGGGAAUAUUUACGCUACUAUCGCCAGAAGCCACGUCCUUUGCCUAUGAACAAUGCUGCAAUAAUUGCAGCACUUGCCUCAAGGUAUAGGAGCAUGGGGUUGGCUACAGUGCAGUCAAGAGAACAGAUGAUGAGGAUGAAAGUGAUGAAGCAGAUGAAUAGAUCGGGAGUGGAGGCCAUGCCUUCAAAGAUUGGGAUGAAAAGCAAUGUUAUCCGGAACUUGCCCAAGAACGUCCUAUACUAGUUCUAGACUACACACAUCUUUUUGUUGAUGAUAAAUUGGUUAUCUAGUAAGUAGCAUAUGCGGAAUUCAUCUGGGAUUUGCUAGGACAUGAUUUGGAUUGAUUUUGUAUAUCAUAAUAUCCUUACCAUAUUCAAAGAAAGAGCUUCCCAGUGGGUGGGGGUGUUUUCUUGCUUA